Molecule: messenger RNA, 1753 nt
Organism: Tarenaya hassleriana
Lineage: Eukaryota; Viridiplantae; Streptophyta; Magnoliopsida; Brassicales; Cleomaceae
Product: brassinosteroid-related acyltransferase 1
Exons: 3
Coding region: 85-1548 (487 amino acids)
Molecular function (GO): acyltransferase activity, transferring groups other than amino-acyl groups
Source: RefSeq, a predicted model, not a curated record
UUCAAGAAGACACAUAACCAAAUCCAAUACACACACAUUUACAUUUCUUGUCUUGCUCCAAAAUCACAACACUCUCAUUCGACAAUGGCUGACGAAAACGAUGCCAUCAUCGAGAAUUCGAGUUCAGAGAUGGACAUCGUCCGAAAGCUUCACGUCUAUCCUGAACUUCAACAUCCCGAGAAGACACUGAGUCUGUCCAAUUUGGACCGCCAGUGCCCGUUGCUUAUGUACUUAGUGUUCUUCUACAAGUCCGACAAAACUCGUAACGUUUCUAGCGAAUCGGUUUUCUCCAAUCUAAGACUCGGAUUGGAGCAAACCCUUUCUGUGUGGUACCCUGCAGCUGGUAGGUUGUGUUUGGACCCAAAAGACAUGAAGCUCAAUCUAUGGUGCAACAAUGGCGGCGCUGUGAUGGUGGAGGCGGCGACACGUGUUGAAAUGUCGGAGCUCGGAGACUUGUUUCAGUAUAAUGAGUUCUCCGAGACUUUGGUUUAUAAGCCUCCUUUCAAUGGAGAUUUCCCUGAAGUGCCUCUUGUUGUUGCUCAGGUGACGAGAUUUGCAUGUGGAGGGUACUCAAUUGGAAUAGGCACGAGCCACUCAGUGUUCGAUGGGCUCUCAGCUUAUGAGUUUCUUCAUGCAUGGGCUUCUAAUUCUUAUAUUCACAAUAUCACAAAUAAUGGUAACAGCAACAAUGACAAUAAUAAUAAUAAUAACAAUGAAGAUGAUCAAGCAAUGAUGAUCGAGCCGGUUCAUGAGAGAGGCAAUUUGCUAACUACCACGAACCCGAAACCCGGAACGAGAGCUGCAGCCAUUGACCAUCUGUAUCAGCUGAUAAAGCAGAUGAUGACCGAGCAGAUGGCGAUGGUGAACGGAGGGCAAAACGGUCAUUUCGAGGAUCCGAGCUCGGGGUUUCUGAUCAAGACCUUUGAGGUUAGUGGUGAAGCAGUAGAGAGGAUGAAGAAGAGAGCGAUGGGUGGAGAUGGGAAAUUACCAAAAGGGUUCUCUUGCUCUUCCUUUGAGCUUCUUGCUGCUCAUCUGUGGAAGGUGAGAACAAGGGCUCUAGGGUUGAGAAGCGACGCCAUGGUAUGCUUACAAUUCGCUGUGGACAUAAGGAAGAGGGCGGAGCCGCCGUUGCCGGAAUAUUUUUCCGGCAAUGCGUACGUUCUCGCCUCCGUCGCAUCCACCGCCGGAGAAUUACUUAACUUAACCAUUGAAUCGAUAGUUCACAAAACCAGAGAAGCCAAGAACUCAGUUGACCAAGACUACAUCAACGCCUACGUGGAAGCAUUGGGGCAAGGGCGAAAUGACGCAAAUCUCCCUCCGAUCAAGGAACUGACCAUAGUCUCCGACUGGACAAAAAUGCCAUUUCACAAGGUCGGGUUCAUCGCCGGCGAACCGGCGGAUUACGUGUCACCUCUGUGUCCGCCGGUGCCACAAGUCGCAUAUUUCAUGCAGAGCCCUAAGGAUCCUAAGGGACUUCACGUGAGGAUUGGUUUGAACCCGCAAAAUGUCGAUGAUUUCUCUAAUCAUUUCCUCAAUUACAAUCAUUAGGGUGAUUAUUAUACACAUAUAUGUAAUCGUCACUAUAUAUUAGUUAUGUAGUUAAUCUUUUCUUUAUUAUUUGCUUUUUUUUUAAAAUUUUCAGAUUGAUUUUUGUUUAAUAUUAUAUAUAAAUGGGUCGAGUGGUGUGUGUACGAUAGGGCACUCAAUAUGAAUAAAUGUAUCAAAAUGGAAGGGUUAUAUGAUUAUGUGAUUG